AGUUUCGUCAUUUUAACAACCACGCCCCUCCACCGCGCCUCCGCACGGCCCAGAAUUUCCGCAACGCGCACCUCGGAAAAUUUCUAACCACGCGGAAAAACAUGGCGGACCAGCAAGAACUACUAUGGCAGAGAGGCCGCCCCCUCACUUCCAGACAGUCCAGGAGAAGAAGCCGGCAUAAGAGCAUUCCCAGGUCUGGUCACAGCCCAUGCCUUUUUUCAAGGAAUCAGGCUCGUGAUGGGACACGGACCAUACGCCAAACUGGUCGUAGUCUUCCUCUUUACCUCACUGGGUUUCAUGCUCCACACUGGGAUUCAGAAAUGACUUCCAGAAUAUUCUACUGGUCAUCAUGUAACAGAAACGACGUCUUGACGUGGGCCGCUGCUGUAAAAACUGAGGCGCGAACCAGAAAAGCUUCUGCCGAUCACAAUUCAACAACGGAUUAUGAAAGAACAGAUAACGCUCGAAACACGCAGAUUCUUCCUGAUGUGAGAGAUAACCUGCUCCAGUACACCGUGUUGCCGUUCGGUUUGAGGAACGCCCCCGCUACUUUUCAGCGUUUUCAGCAAGAACUACUUCGUCUUCCUCCAACCAUGCAGGAAGAAUCACGCCCCUCCCAGAGACACCCUCUGUCGUGGCUGGAUGAUGAUGCAGAGAUGGUGGCUGCUUGUAAAUCUGUGGAAGACUCCCUCAUCUCAAAGCAACCAACAAUAGGAGCUGCAGCGACCAGGACGUUGCCAAAGGCUCCUGCUCUACAGCGGCUGUUGGUUCUCCUGCUCCUGCUGAUCCCUCUGCUUCUGAAUCCCCUGCUGGUCCGAUAGCUGCUUCUUCUGGCUCCACUACUCCUCCUGGUCCCUCUGCUGGCUUUUCUGCUGAUGUCCUGGACAAGGUUUUAAGGAACAGGACGGACCUUGCGAUGCCAGUCUCUCGGCCUGCUGCUACUCAGCCACAGCUUCAGCCCCAGGUGAAGCCUCAAUUUCAACCUCAGUCUCUGCUACAGCCUAGAAAACAGACUCCUGUGAGUUGUGAAACAGUUGUAGCCUCUUCCACCUCUACGCUAUCUGAAACCCCUUGGCACACAGUCAGGCCCAUUGUGCCUAAGCGGUCUCUGUUCAGUCCAGCUCCAGCCCUGCGUCGCUCCAGCCUUCUGCCAGUCUGGUGUUUCCUGAGGCCACUGCUACCUCGUCUCCAUCCCCAUCAUGGUCCAGGGACACGCUUUACAAGUGUAAACAGGAGCUUUCCUUCUUUGGGGAGGGAAAUAAAUCCAGGGUGCAAAACAA
Molecule: messenger RNA, 1280 nt
Organism: Nothobranchius furzeri (turquoise killifish)
Lineage: Eukaryota; Metazoa; Chordata; Actinopteri; Cyprinodontiformes; Nothobranchiidae
Source: RefSeq, a predicted model, not a curated record